This is a messenger RNA of Prorocentrum cordatum, 2131 nucleotides long. The record is from the annotation of a GenBank genome assembly. NCBI's taxonomy places the organism in Eukaryota, Dinophyceae, Prorocentrales, Prorocentraceae.
AUGAACGUCAACUUGGGCAAGGGUGGCGCCGACUACGGGCGCUUCCUGGGGGAGCUGUAUGACCUUGGGGCUAUCGAGGUGUGCGAGUCGCCGCAGGAGGUCUACGGGCUCUUCUUCGUUCCCCGCAAGGAUGGGCGUCUACGUCUCAUUUGGGGCACGAGGCGCUCCAACGCACACUUCGAGGUGCCGCCCUUCACCGCCUUGCCGUCUGGUGAGGCUCUGGCUGCUCUUGAGAUUGACGAGUCGAACGCUGGGCAGAGGAUAGUGGCACCUAGCGCGGAUGUGGAGGUUUGCUUCUACCAGUACGAGCUGCCGUCUAACCUCCGCCCGUUCUUCGCUCUUAAGUCUGUUGACCUUCGGUUUCUGCCUCGGCGCGUGCGCGACCAGGUCAGCCAGCAGCCCACCAACGGCCACAUUCAAUUUCAAUCUCGCGUUGUGCCCAUGGGAUGGGCCUGGGCCGCGCACCUCGUGCAGCAGGCGCACAUGUCGUUGCUGAAGGAUGUGAGGCCGCUCGACUCCUGGGUGCUGGACAAGGCGCCGACGGAGCCGAUCAGCGCUCCGCACUUGGCUAAGAUACUCUACAUCGACAACUUUGCGUCCAUCGGUCCUACACGGGCUCGGCCAGACGCGGCCACUGCUGAAAUGAUCACGCCGUUAGCGGAUGCUGGGGUCAAAGCUGACAUGGACCCGAACUCUGGGACGUUUGGGGUGCACGACCUUCUUGGCUUCUCGUCGGUCGAGCACCGUGCCACUUGGGCCCUCAGCGCUCGCAAGUUUUGGAAGAUCAAGGGGGCGCUGGACUACGUGGUCUCGUCCAGCCAGGGCUUCGCCGGCGCGGAGAUGGAGCGGCUGCUGGGGCACUUGGUCAGCUGCUUCCUGCUCCGCCGCGAGAUGCUCUCGCUCUUGUACGCGUCGUGCACCUUCGCCCAGGAGACCGAGCUGCGCCGGGUGCCCCUCUGGCCGUCGGUCCGCAAGGAGCUCCGGUGGUGCCGCGCGUUGCUGCCGCUGGUGACCGCGGACAUGUCACGGCCUUGGUUUCCUUUGAUCACCUCCUAUGAUGCGAGUCCCUGGGGAUAUGGUGUUUGCGAAACGUCGGUCUCGGCAUCACAGUCUGGGCAGAUCGGGCGGCUGAACGAUAGAUGGAGGUGGAAGGGGUUGGUGGCUACCAAUCGUCGGCCUCGGGACGACCUCACGGAUCUAGACGAUGUCGACGGCGACUCCAAGAUCCCACGAUAUCGGGGCACGAUCCUCUCGGCUGGUGCAGUUUCGGGCUUUACCGAGGUUGAUCCUGGACUUCUGAGAGACGCCGCCUGGGUCACGGUCGCAGCCAGGCCUUCGUCCGGGGCGCUGGUGGCCGCUGGGGAUCCUGCGGGGUCAAGCGCUGCCACCCAGCCGCAGAGCGAUGCGCCGCGCGCCUGGCCGCGCGCGUCCGCCUCGGCGCGCCGCCCGGGCUCGGGCCCCCGAGAGCAACGGUAUCACGUGGAAUUGCAGCGCCUUCUACAUCGUCUGGUGCCUCGUCUUACUGGCUUGCAGGCCAACCGCAUUCGCGAGGCCACGCAGCUGGCCUACCUGGGCAUCCUCGAGCAGCUGGUCUUCUUCAUGCAGUGCCGAGAGCUCCCGCGCUUCUCGGCCAAGGUGUGGGACGUCACCCUGGUCGACUUCAUCGAGAGCCGCCACGACGAUGGGGCACUCAAGGGAGGCGACCGUCAAGCCGCCUACGCCGUCGCCGCGAAGCUGCUGGACUAUGAGCAAGAGAGGGCGGCACUGUGGUGCUUGGUCAUGUUCGAGACCUACUGCCGCGUCGGGGAGCUGCUCGCGUUGCGAAUGUUCCAGAUCGCGCCGCCCGACCGCCACUCGGCUGGGGCGGCAGGCUGCCCCACCAUUGUUCUCAAUGCCUCGGAGCUCCAGGCCCCCUCCAAGACAGGGGAGAUGGACAGCAGCAUCGCCUUCGAUCUGCCGGAGCACCGCUGGGUGGGGAUGCUGCUGGUGCUGCUCAAGGAGGCCUUCGCUUCGCAGCCCAUGGAGCACGUGGUCAAUGUCUCGUACACUGUCUUCCUCUCGCUGCUCGACCGAGCGGCUCAGGAUCUGGGCAUCCAGGCCCUGCAGCCUACGCCGCACUGCUUCAGGCACG